Molecule: messenger RNA, 2310 nt
Organism: Miscanthus lutarioriparius
Lineage: Eukaryota; Viridiplantae; Streptophyta; Magnoliopsida; Poales; Poaceae
Source: the annotation of a GenBank genome assembly
AUGGAGCCUGGCCAGAGCGGUACUGAGCAGACCUCUCCACGCGGGAAUGACUGGGAAGUCGUGCAACUGACUGCAUCAGCAUACGCGGCCGCGCCUGCUCCGAGGAGACCUGAACCUUCUGAGGAAGCCGAAGCUAAGAAAUAUGGCACGAAAGGGGAUGAUUUGGCCGCUGGGCUACUGAUGUCUGGCCACUUCUCGGUGUCUCAGAGUGAAGUCGAGAGCCUCCUUGUAGGCGCUGACAGCAAAGAACCUCCCAAGGAGCUUGGCAGCCCAGAUGCAGUUUCCAAUGAGGGUGAUGAUGAGAAAUACCAAGAGACCUGCAAGCAUAAGCUGGAGGAUGACGUCCCCAGCAUUCCAUCCUUUGACAAAGGGAAGGAUGUUUCCUUGGGUGAUAUGGCGUUUGAUGAUGACAAGGCAUUGAAAGGCGUGGGCUUGGUCGGGGAAGAACCGGUUGGGUUCUCGUCGCCUAUUUACAGCUCAAUUGAGGCUGAAAAUGAGUUAAGUUGGUCAGCUACAGAGAGUAGGAAUGAGAAGAAAACUGAGGAGCCUACUCUGCAUAACUUGAACCCCAUAACCGGUUCAUCAAAGGUUGUUCCAUCUGAUGAGCAGAGUGAACCUGCUGGUUCAGGCCCACGUGAAGCAUGGUGGAAGAAGCAGCUUUUGUCCCUGUACAAGAAUGCAAAGGAAAGUAAUAAUUUCUGGCCUAUUGUCGCGACCGCUGCUGCUUUGGUGGGCCUGGCAUAUUUGGGGCGGCGCUGGCAUAAGGGCAAGCUGCAGUUUCAGUCGGUCAAAAUACCACCUUCUAGCAACAAGGAGAAAAUCAAUGAUGCGGUUGGACCAUUAAACCGUAUAAAGGAUAUUCUUGUUGCUGGCAACCAUCCAAGUCAUGGUUCCUCGUCUCCGGCGCGCAGUGCAAAGCGGAUCGAUCUCAGCUCAGCACGGACCUUACGACUUGACACCCAAGGUCUGGUUCAGUCCCUGGACUGGGAAGAAUCGUGCUUGCUCCUUGCCACCGCAAUCAUGCAGAGCGGGGGCGAGAUGAGGCCUGUGCACAACAGCGUUGAUACAGUGAACACUGCUGCUGUUGCCAUCGUCACCGCGGAGAGCCGCACACAGCCUCCUGCAGAACCGAGAAGGAAAUGGGCUGAUCGGUUGAGCGUGUACUUCUGCUUUGGAUCCGAGAAGAAUGGCCGGCACAUGCGCGUCAACCAUGCUGCACUUGUCCCAGAACCUGCACCUCAAAGGACAGAUGCACCUGUAGCACAAAUUCCAAACCACCCACCGCCUCCUGUGUUCCCCUUUGUGGCACCUCCAUCCUCUCCUGCUUCUUUCCUUCAAUCAGAACCCACAUCAAUCGUACAGUCACCAAGGGUUGGAGCUCCACCUUUUUCGCCCCCCUCACCGAAUUCCCAAUCCCCCGUGGGGACACCAUCCAUCUUUGCUAUUGGGCCAUAUGCACAUGAGACACAACUAGUCUCACCUCCAGUGUUCUCGGCCUUCACAACUGAACCAUCAACUGCCCCUUUCACUCCUCCUCCAGAGUCUAUUCAUCUGACGACCCCUUCCUCUCCGGAGGUUCCAUAUGCAAAGCUUCUGACUUCGAUCAACAACAGCAAGAAUGGUGAAACUGGUGAUCUUCAGUCGUAUCCAAACUACCCAGACAGCCCAAUUGGGCGCCUGAUAUCUCCAAGCUCAGGUUGUUCUGGCACUUCCUCCCCAUUCCCUGACCCUGAGAUGCUGGCUUCCUCACGCAGCACUUUACACUCAUUCCCAGUUCGUGAGCCACCUAAGAUAUUGGAUGGUGAGGGCGUUGCAACACAGAAGUUGAUACCCCGCCAUAUGCGCAACGGUGGGUCCCUCUUGGAUGGCCACAUCACAGCAGCUGUACCAGUUGUUGACUUCUCUGCCCGACUUCAACCCAAUGAGCAUGCUAUGGAUCAUCGGGUGUCAUUUGAGCUGACCGUUGAAGAUGUUGCGCGCUGCCUAGAGAAGAAGACUGCAAUUCCUGGGGAUUCUGGCACGGCAUCUUUCCACCUUGCACCCACCAGCAACGGUGAUCACCACAGAGAAUCAAACGAGGCAAGGGCAGGGCUAUACGUCGACGAAACAUACCAUGACUUGCCUGAGAAAGCAAGGCGGUCCCUGUCCCUACGCCUGGCCAAAGAAUUCAACUUCAACAACGUCGAUGCUGCUAACGUGGAGCCAAGCGUGGGAUCUGACUGGUGGGCGAAUGAGAAAGUUGCUGGGAUGACAUCUGAGCCAAAAAAGAACUGGUCCUUCCACCCGGUGGCGCAGCCUGGGGUCAGCUAA